Molecule: messenger RNA, 7576 nt
Organism: Antechinus flavipes (yellow-footed antechinus)
Lineage: Eukaryota; Metazoa; Chordata; Mammalia; Dasyuromorphia; Dasyuridae
Gene: CMKLR1
Product: chemerin chemokine-like receptor 1
Exons: 2
Coding region: 2602-3714 (370 amino acids)
Biological process (GO): inflammatory response; positive regulation of macrophage chemotaxis; complement receptor mediated signaling pathway
Cellular component (GO): plasma membrane
Molecular function (GO): complement receptor activity; G protein-coupled receptor activity
Source: RefSeq, a predicted model, not a curated record
GACAGACACCAGUGACCCACCGCCCAGGAACCAACAGACCGCCCAGUUCAUCGUGGGCCCGGCCCACUCAUUGUGACUCUGCUUCCUGGAAAUGCCAUAAAACAGACACGUGCCCCAGACAGGAAGCAAAGGUGGCUUCCUCCCGAUCUCCACCCCCUUCGUUGUUCUGGGGACCCCUCUCUGGGAAGGGGCAGGAAGGAGCAGAUGGGAGUGGCGGCUAUUGGUUAUCCCUAUUUGCCUCUCUGGACUUCAGUUUCACAGCCAAUAAAUGGAAGAAUGAAAGGUGGGGAGGAGAGAAGGGCGACGGCCCAGAAAAAACUUUGAUAUCCCUCCAACGUUCAGAGGAAAUUCGGUGGAAAGGGCAGGAGUUUUCCAGUCAGAGGAACCUGGGCUCAAAUCUCGUCUCCAACAUGAAAGAAACCUGUGUGAGCAAAGGCAGCUCCUGUCCCAGAGCCUCCUCUAUAAAAUGAAGGCGUUAGACUGAAUGGCUCCGAGGUCCCCCCUGUGAGCCCUCGAUGUUCCCAGGUCCCUUUUUAGUUCAAAUACUCCCUGUUCCAAGACCCUUCCCAGCCUUGACAUCCCUUGUUCUACGACUCCUCCUAACUCUGACAUUCCCUAUUCUAAGGCUAUUCCCAGCCCGGACAUUUCCUGUUCUAAGGCCUCUCCCAGCCCUGACAUCCCCUGUUCUAAGACCUCUCCCAAUUCUGACAUUCCCUGUUCUAAAGCCUCUCCUAGUCCAGAUAUUCCUUGUACUAGAGGUCCCAGUGCUGACAUUCCCUGACACAUCCCAUGUUCUAAGACCUCCUCAGUGCUGACAUUUUGAGACUCAUAGACUUUAAACUGGAAGAGGCCUGAGGAAUAAUUUAAUCCAAAUCCCUAAUUUUCCAGAGGAAGAAACUGAGACCCAGAGAGAACUUUAAACUUUGUGAAGAGCUUUUCAAUCAUGAUCUCAUUUGAUCCUGACAACACACUUGGGAGGUAGGUGCUAUUAUUAACACCCCCAUUUUACAGAUAAGGACACCGAGGCAUAAAGAAGUCAGUUGACUUGUUGGAGGAAAGGGUCAUACAGCUAAGCAGAUCUCUGAGGUCAGAUUCAUACUCAGGUCCUCCUGAUCCUUGUGCCAGCUUGCUGCCAAAGUUCAUGCUAGAGGCAAAUCCUGGAAUUGAAACCAGAUCCUCUGGCUCUACAUAUGGCCCUCAUCUUUUAAACUAUAUCAAGUUAGUGUGACCCUGAGUAAGUCACUUAACUCCAAUUGCCUCAGCCAACCCCCCCCCAAAAAAAAAACAACUCUAUCAUGUUGUCCCUCAUUGUGUGAUCUAAAUGAGCAUGAUCUAUGACACCCUAUAAAUCUAAGAUCCUGCCAAUGUUCAAUAUUCUAUGUGUUCAUAUUCUUCCCUCUUAAAUUUUUAAUUUAAUUUUUUUUUCAGUGAACAGAAAUCUACUUUAUCUUCUCACUCCUGUCUAAUUUGGGGAAAAGAAAAAAAAGAAAAACCCUAAGAUCUUUAUAAUAAAUGAAUAUAGAUAAGAAAAAAAAUCCCCACAUUGGCCAAGUUAAAAAAAAAAAAAAGCUUCCAUUUGUCCUGGGUCCCUCCCCUUUUGUCAGAGACAGACCAGCGUGCUUCAUAUGAACGUGGGUGAUUGUAAGAUCGACCGGAAUUCUUUCUAAGUCGAUGGUCUUCACAACAUUGUUGUUAUUGUGGAAAUCGCUCUGGUUCCACUCCCUUCAUCUGAAUCGGUUCAUACAAAUCUUCUUCGACUUCUCCGAAGCCGUCUCUUCGUUUCUUGCGGUAUUUUAUUACGUUCGACUAUAUCUUUGGCCGUUUCUCGAUCGACAGGUCCCGCCUCGGUUUCUAUUUUGUCAUUCCCACCAAAAAGAGCUCCUCCCACUAAUUUUCUACCACCCUUUUCUUCUCUCUUGGGUCUCUUUGUGGAGUAGGAGAGAUCCUGCUCUGGAGGUUCCAAAGUAUUCGUGGUUUAAUUGUUUUGUGGGCAGAGUUCCAAAUGACUUUCCAGAAUAACUGGUUCAGUUCACAGCUCCGCCGAUAGUGCAUUAAUGCCUUUUCUCUAAGAGUCUAGGCUCAGUGUGUUCCCCUCUCCCAGUCCCUCGGCAUAGGAUUCUCUUUCACAGUUCCCAGAGUGACCUAGUUCAGACUGGUAGCAAUAAAGUGGUGGUGGGAGGCGGGGGGGGGGGGGGGGGACAGAGACUGUCCCAGGUGAAGGAACCACUCAGCACUCACUGUAUAACCUGGGGAUGCUGAUAUGGUGGGAAGGACAGUUUGGCUUUUUCCUCCCAGACUCCCAUUUGAGAACAGGGUGGGAUUUUUCGCUCUGUCUGGGAGCUGGCAGCAGGUCAGCCCCUGUGCAUCAGCUGCCUGGUUCUUGGCCAGGGAAUUCCAGAGGCAAGGGAACCAAUGGGGCUGAUGCACAAUCCUCCAUCUCUCCGGCUAGCAGCUGGAGGCAGCCAGGGCUCCGUUCUCUCCCAACACACGGCAGGAGCCCGUAGGCUUGCCGCUCUCCUCUCUCAGCCCUCCUCCCCCAGAGGUGGAGAGCCAGACCCGAGCCCUUCCGGGGAAGUUUUGUCCUGACUGGAGCUGGAGAGAAUGGCCACCGAUGACUACAACUUCACCGAUGGCUACUACGACUAUGAGGGUGACGGGUUCGUCAUCGCUCCCGAAGAGUCAACCCCCAAUGACGAUGGGGUCGCCAGGAUCUUCCUGGUGGUGGUCUACAGCUUAGUCUGCAUCCUGGGACUCUUGGGGAAUGGCCUGGUCAUCGUGAUCACCACCUUCAAGAUGAAAAAAACUGUAAACACGGUCUGGUUUCUCAACCUAGCCGUGGCAGACUUUUUGUUCAACGUCUUCCUCCCGAUUCACAUCGUCAAUGCUGCCAUGGACUACCACUGGGUUUUUGGGAAGGUCAUGUGCAAGAUCAGCCACUUUGUGGUGGUCUAUAACAUGUACACCAGCGUCUUCCUUCUCACCACCAUCAGCUUUGACCGUUGCGUCUCGGUCAUCUUCCCGGUGUGGUCCCAGAACCACCGGAGCAUCCGGUUAGCCUCCAUCGCCUGUAUAGCCAUCUGGACCUUGGCCUUCUUCUUGGGUUCCCCAUUCUUGGUCUUCCGGGACACGACUACGCAUCAAGGCAAAGUCGUCUGCUUCAACAACUUCAGCCUGUCGGCCAACGUCUCCCACCCCCACCACCCCCAUUUGGUCCAGGACUCGGUGGCGUACACGAGGCACGUGAUGGUGACCGUCACCCGGUUCCUGUGCGGAUUCAUCCUCCCCGUGUUCAUCAUCACGGUGUGCUACCUCAUCAUCGUCUGCAAGCUGAAGCGAAACAGGCUGGCUAAAUCCAAGAAACCGUUUAAAAUCAUCAUGACCAUCAUCAUCACCUUCUUCCUCUGCUGGUGUCCUUACCAUACCCUGUACCUGCUGGAGCUCCACCACAUCUCGGUGCCGGCCUCUGUUUUCAGUCUGGGGCUGCCACUGGCCACGGCCCUUGCCAUCUCCAACAGCUGCAUGAAUCCCAUUCUGUACGUCUUCAUGGGCCAGGACUUCAAGAAGUUCAAGGUGACCAUCUUCUCCAGGCUGGUCAACGCCUUGAGCGAGGAUACGACGGCUCACUCUUCCUUCAUGAGUCACAGGAGCAUCACUAAGAUGUCCUCGGUGAACGAGAGGUCCUCGGUGAACGAGAGAGAAACGGGUAUGCUUUGAGUCUCACCUCAGGACCUCCUAGUGUCCCCAGAGACGGGCACCUCCCUUUGGGUCAAGCCGGGGCAAGAACGUAUCUGGCUACCCCACUGCCGUCAAGGUCGGUGAAUCCCUGUUAGCCGGCGGCUCAUCAGAUCUGACCCUUUGAUCCCAAAGGGAUGGACUUUAGCUCCCUGAAUCCAGAGCCUUGGUUGGCUGGCUUGCUACUUUGUCUCUCCUCUCUGUGGCUAAUAUAGUAGAAUAAAGAAACUUGUCAUGAGCUGGUAAUGAUCUUAUGUCAAGAUAAAAAUGACGUGGAAAUCAUCUUUACAAGAUGGGGAACGUGAUGGCAAAACCCAGGACUAGAACUCAGAUCUGUCCAAGUCCCGGACAUUGCCCGCCCAUGAAUACAGCCUCCUUUGGGGAAUCAUGAGUUUUCUCCAAGUCUUAAAUGAGAAAGGGGCCAAAGAAAGAAGGAGGACAAUUCCAGAGAAAAGGCUCCACAAAACUCUAUCGUGGGAUUUGAUUGGGUGCUUUAAAUGCUUCCAGGGAAGGGUGCUUCUUCAGAGCCAUUAUGAUGAGUAUAUUGUGGACUCUUCCCUCCUUAGGAGUGACCCAGUGAUUUUAUCCCCAGCACUGACCUAUGUAUAGGCAGCUUAACCUAUGUUAAAGGCACUAUGCUCCCCUUCUUCCCCCUCUCUCCUGCCUGACGCAUUGCCAGACAUUUACAAAGCAGAAUGGAAGCUCCCCGAGGGCAAGGCUUGUUUCAUUUCUGUUUACUGGGUACAGUGCCCAGCAUGUUGUUAGUGUUUAAGGAAUGUAUACUGAAUUGAAUUAUUCCAUCAAAAACCAUAGAAUCUCAGUGGCUGAGAAAAGUAUUUAGGAGCACAGGAUUUUAAAGCUGGUAGGUACCACCAUUCAUCCAUCUAUUUUUCAUUCAACAAACCCAUCAAGUUCAAUUGCCUUUUUUUUUUUUUUUUACAGAUAAAGAAACUGAGGUCCAUUGAUUUCCCCAAAAUCAUACUAGUAGUAAGUGGCAGAGCAAGGUCUUUUGACUCCAAAUCAAGACUUUUUUCACUAUAGAUUACCUUAAUCCAAUCCAUUCUGGUUUUUUUUUUUUUUUUUUUUUUUUGGCUAAGGCAUUUGGGGUUAAGUGACUUGCCCAGGGUCACACACACUAGGAAGUGUUAAGUGUCUGAGGCUAGAUUUGCAGAUUUUCUCUAACCACUGUACCACCUGGCUGCCCCCUCCAAUCCAUUCUUAAUGAAUAAACAGCUUCCUUUGUCUUUAGAAGACCCCUAUUGAAUCAUGGAUAUGUUUCCUGGUUAAGGGAACACAAUAAUGCAGAGGCACCCACUGGCAACAUAGACUGAUUUCUUUUUUGUUGUUGUUGUUUGGUUUUGAUUUCUAUUUUUUUUUUUUGAGAGGCAAUUGGGGUUAAGUGACUUGCUCAGAGUCACAAAGCUAGUUAAGUGUCUGAAGUUGGAUUUGAACUUAGAUCCUCCUGGACUUCAGGACUUAUGCUUAAUCCACUGUGCCGUCUAGCUGCCCCGACACAGACUGAUUUGAAAAGUAAGACCGCAGCUCAGAGUGACAGGAUCUGGGGUGGUGAUGGUGGGGACACACACUGGUGUGGGGAGAGGAAGAAGAGGGGAAAGGAAGAGAGGAGAACUUUAGGACCUGACCCCACAGAGUCGGGGUGGAGGCCCACGUUGGAGGAAGUACCUGGGCCAACUAUGUCAGGGAUCUCUAUGUGAGAGUUUUGUGUUCCACACAGAGGGGGGUUGAGAGUGCUCAGGUAUUGUGAGAGAGCAGGCACAGCAUCUUUGCCAACUCCCAACUUAGCUGUGGGCUGACUGUUUCCUCUGGUCCAGAGCCCAGGAAUCUGGCCCAGCAGUGUCUUUUCCUGGGAUGAGGAGGUCACAGAACCACUGAGAUGUCAUCUUGCCCAAGCUCUGCCUCACUGAGAAUCAUCUCUGUAUUAUUAAGGACAAAUUGCCACGUGGCCAUUGCUGGAGAAGUUUUGGGAUUGGCGUGCCCCCCAGCUCCUGAGGUUGCCCCCCAGCUCCUGAGGUCGCCCCCCAGCUCCUGAGGUCGCCCUCUCUCCUUGCAGAGACCUAGCCCACAUUUUUUUUUUCAUUGACUCAACUCUCUGGGCUUCUUUUCCCCUCCCUCCCACCUCCACUUUCCGGUUUCCUGAUACGAGUUCUCUUCUUGUUCCUUCAUUGGAUGCCUUCUAGCUUAUCUGUGUUUCUUAAAACGAGAUGCCCGGUUCUCCCGGAACCUCCCCCACCUGUCCAGAAUAGAUUAACCAUUUACCUGAGGAGCCUGAGUGUGACAGCUAGAACACAGCCCCCACGUUGCCUCAAAUAACCAUUGCUCACACCCCUGCUGACUCAGUGACUUACUCCCUGCCUGACAUCUUCCUAAAAUAACCCUAGUUCCUUUUUUUUUCCUCUUUUGGUUUCUUCAAAAUUUCAACUUGCGACUCUGACUGGUCCGAGAGAGAAAAAGCUGAAAUGUUUUGACAAGCAGGAAUAAAAAUACUAUUAAGAAUAAUCCACCAAGAAUCCUGGCGAUUGCUCCAGGAAAGGGGAUUAUAGAUUCAUAGUGAAAAGGAACUUCAGAAGCUGUUUAGCCCAGUCCUCUCAUUUUACAGAUGAGGAAACUGAGAUUGAUGGAAGUGACUUUCCUAAGGUCACACAGUAAUUAUCUUUCUCCAGAGGAAUCAGUGACAUAUUGCUCCCUUAUGCUUUCCCUGGGUUCAAAAAUUGGCUAUCACUAAUUUACCCCAAUAUGGAAGGUCAUAUUUUGUACACAGAAUCAAGAGAACAAAAGAAAGCCUUUCCAUCACUUUGGGGGUAUCUCUUGUUUCCAAGAGGACGUGGAUGAGAGUCUCAUAGAAUGGGCAGCCAUACGUGGGUCGCUAUCUUCAUAAUGGGAAGGAGUACAUAUAUUACCGAGUAUUGGAAUGGUCAUUGUUUGAAAGACUCGGAGAUGACUGAAAAUAUAGAAAUUCUCUAAUCUAAUUUCCUUCGUUUUAUGAAUAAGGAAAUGGAAGCCUAGAAAAAACUUGACCUAUUCAAGGUUACAUGAUUAGUUAGUUGAGCUGGGAAUCCAACCAAGGUGCUCUGACUGCUAAUGACAAUCACAGAAAGAAAACUCCCCCCGUCCCCUCCGGGGAUCAUAGAGACCACAUUAUUACCAAGGAGAACAAGAAAAUUGUCUACUUUUUAAUAAUAAAUCAUGAUUGUUCAUCAACCCCAAAUUAAUUUUGUAUUGACUUUACAAUUAGUUUCAAAAACCAUUAGAGCCAAUGAAGAAAAUCCAUUUAGAUGAUAGUUUCCUUUCUCUAGGCUUGUGGGAAACCAAAGCCCACACUCCUGCGUCUUGCUAUUCCUUUUACUUAAAGUCAGCAGAAUAUUGUGGAGAAACAUCCCGGACCAGGGCUCUGGAGAAACUAAUCCCUUCUUGGGUGACUGAUUCGUUAUGAGACCCAAGGAAAUUGUUAAUUCUCUGGGGAUCUCGACUUUCUUCUUGGUCAAAUGGGAAUGACAGGAGGGUCGUAGUGACAUUGGGAAGGUGUAGGGAGAGAGAAGCCUGAGGGAGGCAUUAUAAACUUAAAAGAAUGCUGGGAAAAUAUUCUCCCCAUUUCAUUCCCUGAAGAGAACUUACCACCUUUGGAAGCCGGUGACUGGGAAGGAAGGGGCUCUGACCUGGGCGACAGGAACUCUGAACUCUAAUGGUGAACUCUGCUAUCAACAUUGUGUGAUCUUGGGCAAGUUAAUAAUUUAAUAAAUGUUUGUCAGUAACUUCAACAAAUUUAUAAAUAAUUUCAAUAAGCAAUAAUAAAUAAAUAAUUCAAUAAACAUUUAUUAAACUCUUA